GGAGAGGCGAGGGAGAAAGAAAAGAGGUUAGUGCUGCGUGGUUUGAUUCCUAAGAAAAGCAUCGAAGGAAAGGGAAAGGGAGUGAUGAUGAUGAUGAUGAUGAUGAAGAAGUUGAUGAUGCGACCUUGGCGUGCUCGAUGUUGAAAUGGGUUUGGAUUUAUUCUUCUUCUUCUUCUUCUUUCCCACCGCCGACCAGCUACCGUUGAGUGGACGCUUUCGCUUGGGAUCCAAGUUUUCUGUUGUGCCUGUACUGAUGUGCUAUUCCCCAUAUUUGCGCUUCUCUAAGCGCCCCUCACGACCAUGAUCCCUUGCUUUCGAGUCUCUCUUGGAUCUCGGUCGCAGAUCCACCACCGUCGCCGUAAUAGCAAUCGCCACGAUAGUUAUCAUCGCAUCUUGUUUUCUAUUUCUCAUGGACCCCACUUCUCGUCCGGCCGUCGUCAUCGACAAUGGCACUGGGUAUACUAAGAUGGGUUUUGCGGGUAAUGUAGAGCCGUGUUUUAUUCUUCCGACAGUAGUUGCAGUAAAUGAGUCUUUUUUGAAUCAGUCUAGAACUUCUUCUAAGGCAAAUUGGCUUACUCAGUAUAGUGCUGGGGUUAUGGCGGAUCUUGAUUUCUUCAUUGGGGAUGAAGCGAUUUCAAGAUCACGAUCUAGUAACACCUAUAAUCUUAGCUAUCCAAUUAAGCAUGGUCAAGUGGAUAAUUGGGAUGCCAUGGAGCGGUACUGGCAGCAGUGUAUAUUCAACUAUUUGCGGUGUGAUCCAGAAGAUCAUUACUUUCUAUUGACUGAAAGCCCACUUACUGCUCCUGAGAGUCGAGAGUAUACAGGUGAAAUUAUGUUUGAGACAUUUAAUGUUCCUGGGCUAUAUAUUGCAGUGAAUUCAGUGCUUGCUCUGGCAGCUGGGUACACAACAUCUAAGUGUGAGAUGACAGGGGUAGUGGUGGAUGUUGGAGAUGGGGCUACUCAUGUCGUACCUGUUGCAGAUGGUUAUGUUAUUGGGAGCAGCAUUAAGUCAAUUCCAAUUGCUGGGAAAGAUGUUACUCUCUUUAUCCAACAGCUCAUGCGGGAAAGAGGUGAGAACAUACCACCAGAGGACUCAUUUGACGUAGCUCGGAGAGUGAAAGAGAUGUACUGCUAUACUUGUUCUGAUAUUGUCAAGGAGUACAACAAGCAUGACAAAGAACCAUCAAAGUACAUCAAGCAAUGGAGAGGUAUUAAACCAAAGACAGGGGCACCAUACUCUUGUGAUAUUGGUUAUGAACGAUUUUUAGGCCCUGAGGUUUUCUUCAAUCCUGAGAUCUAUAGCAGUGAUUUUACCACUCCUUUACCAGCUGUAAUAGACAAAUGUAUUCAGUCAGCCCCAAUUGACACAAGAAGAGCUUUGUACAAGAACAUAGUAUUAUCUGGUGGAUCAACUAUGUUCAAAGACUUCCACAGAAGGUUGCAACGAGAUCUGAAGAAGAUUGUAGAUGCACGUUCUGUUACAUCUGAUGCCCUACUUGGUGGGGAAGUAAAGGCACAACCUGUGGAAGUUAAUGUACUUAGUCAUCCUAUCCAGAGAUUUGCAGUUUGGUUUGGAGGUUCUGUACUUGCAUCAACACCUGAAUUUUUUGCGGCUUGCCACACAAAGGAAGAGUACGAGGAAUAUGGAGCAAGCAUAUGCCGCACAAAUCCUGUUUUCAAGGGGAUGUAUUGAGACAAUGAUCCAUUUCCAGCAGAUUAUAGAGGAAGAGAUCCCUGAUAACAACAUUCCAUAGAUGCCUUCUUUUCUCCACCUUCAUGAUGCCAACUUCUCUGAUUCCAUCUCUCUUCAUCUGUGUUGGUUGGCACUUGGCAGAGGUGAUGUAAAAUAUAGAUGGUCACUCUCUAUUCUGUAAGGCUCUAGAAGUCUGUUUAUUGUAUCAUUCUUAAUCAGAGCUACAGGUCCUCAUAGCACUGCCAAAAUGAUGCAGCCAAAUUUGUUCUCAGCAGACCGUACCAACAGUUGAGGAUUAGAUGAGAGUUGCGACAGACGAGGAAAAAGAAAAGACAGCUGAGCUGAAUUGCAUUUUUAGUGUUCGGCUUGGUUAGAAUAUUGGUAGUUUUUUGUUUCACAACUAGGGUUUUUUUCCCCUUGGGAGCUGGGGAUGGUUGGGGGAUUCAAAGCAGUUGUUCAUUCAGUUAGGAAGAUGAAAUUGUAGUGCCAAUUUGAGCUAGAAUUUUUGUGUCAUUUGUAAUUUGUAUGAAUCUUGUGUAAUAAUGAUCAUUGUUCAACAAUUUCUUAAACAAACAUUAUUAUUGCUU
Molecule: messenger RNA, 2280 nt
Organism: Rubroshorea leprosula
Lineage: Eukaryota; Viridiplantae; Streptophyta; Magnoliopsida; Malvales; Dipterocarpaceae
Source: the annotation of a GenBank genome assembly